CCUCGUCCUCGCCCUCGUGCAGGAGGCAUUGUUGCAGUGAAUAAUUGAGGUGAAACUUGCGGAGUUUCUUUUUUUUUGCAGCGGGUUCCAAGCCAAAAGUCGGGCGUGGCUUAUCUUAUCUUAGCGCGAAAAUUCCCACACACAAAGGGAGAAUCGGCCUCAGCGCGGGCACUCCACUUUCUUCGCUGGAAAAAUUGUCCCUCCGAAGAAGUCGAGUCUGCUUUGGAGAGUCUUAGCCUCUCAUCACCUCCAAUCCCUAAACCUCCUCUCUCCUCCCCCUCCUUUCCCCCAAUUUCACCAUGGCCGAAGACUCCUUCCUGCACCUCGCCCGUCCUCUGGGCCCCGUCUCUGUGGGGACCGCUCCGACCACUGCCCCUCUUAACGUGGUCAUCCAGCCGCAGGCUAUCUUCUCGAUUCUCGACCACUCGCUGCGCCGCAACGCCGAUCAGGAACGUGUCAUCGGUACCCUGCUGGGAACACGAUCAGAGGAUGGAGGUGAAGUUGAGGUGCGCUCCGCGUUCGCCGUGGGCCACUCUGAGGCCGAGGACCAGGUCGAGGUCGAUAUGGAAUACCACAAGCAGAUGCUCGCCCUGCACCUGAAGGCCAACCCGCGCGAGGUUCUCGUCGGUUGGUAUGCCACUGCUUCCGAGCUCAACACUUUCUCCGCCUUGAUCCAGAACUUCUACAGCGGUCAGGGUGACGGCACCUGGCCUCACCCCGCCGUUCACUUGACCGUGUCCACCGAGGCCGGCAAGGACCUCGAGACCCGGGCCUACAUCUCCGCUCCCGUCGGUGUCACCGCUGAGCGGGCUGCCGACAGCGCCGCCUUCAUUCCCGUUCCCUACGAGCUGCGAUAUGGCGAGGCUGAUAAGAGCGGUCUCGAGGCCAUUGCCAAUGCCAAGGAUGCCGAGGAGCGCUCUACCACCGUGAUGUCCGACGUUGAGGCGCUCGAGCGCGCGAUCGAGGAGGUUCUGGCUAUGAUUGACCGCGUGUCGCGAUAUGUGGAGUCGGUCAUUGAUGAGGAGGCCCCGGCCUCCACCGCUAUGGGUCAGUUCCUGCUGAACGCUCUGGCUCUUGCCCCCAAGGUCGAGCCCGCGGAUAUCGAGCGGGAUUUCAACAACCACAUCCAGGACGUCCUGGUCGUCUCUUACUUGGCCAACACCGUCCGCACACAGAUGGAGCUGUCCAACCGGCUAGCAACCGCUCAACUUACUCUGGGUGGCGGCGAGGCCACCGCCACCUCUGGCGAGGGCAACCAGCGCAACCAGCGCGGUGGAAAGGGUGGUCGCCAGCAGCGCCAGGAGCGCGCUGCCCCCGAGGAGGCCCGCGCAUAAAGGGACAUUACGACGGAAAAACGAUGCAUGAUGUGACCAACUUUUCCCGUGGAGCCGCAAUACUACCCGCUGAUGUUUCUUUAUGUCUCGUUUUUUUUUUCCUUCAUUAUUUUCGACACUUAUUGGGUUCGUUUUCUUGUUUGUCUCUGUCUGCCAUUUUACUCCCCUUCUCCCUUUCUUAUCUCCUUUGCUAUGCCUCCUCCCUAUCGUCUUCCCCCUCUUGCCAGACAGGACAGAUAAAAGCUCGAGCACGCACCCUCAUCUACCCUCUCUUUCUCCUCUCCGCAUUUCUGUCAUUGUUUUCGCCAGCUGUUUGAUAUCCUAGAACAGUCCCGGUCUGAAUCCUAAAAAAAGCACUGUGGCGUAUCGGAGUCGAUCUGGCUUUAUAGCUCAGAUAUAAAUCGGUCGUUGGGAGGGUGUGAGAUGGUGGAGUACUGCGCGAAAAGCAGAUUCAGCCUGCUGCAGAAGACAUGUCGAGAGGCAGGAUUUUCCGGGCUGCUUAGACCCGGUUUCACGAAGUCGCAUCUUACCUGGGCGCGGCGUUUAGUUAUGAUGAAAUGGACAUAAAAAUGCUAGAGUCUGAGCUGUCUUGGUCGUUGUAGGGUAUGAUGUCAACCGGUGGGAUCAGUAGAUGAUAGUCUUUUAGGACAACCUAGGGGUCUUGUUAGGGCUUGUCCUUCCUCAGUGAUGUGCUCUACUCAUAUCGGUCCCUAGCAUGACAGAACUCCUUGCUAUGUUCUAAUAGGUCUUGUCAUAUAUCGUCUUUUGGCUUGCGUAGCUAGUUUGCCCGGGUCUGGCCCGUAAUACUAUAAGGGACCUCAUGGGUCCAUCGUCUC
Molecule: messenger RNA, 2170 nt
Organism: Penicillium brasilianum
Lineage: Eukaryota; Fungi; Ascomycota; Eurotiomycetes; Eurotiales; Aspergillaceae
Source: the annotation of a GenBank genome assembly